Molecule: messenger RNA, 351 nt
Organism: Aspergillus piperis CBS 112811
Lineage: Eukaryota; Fungi; Ascomycota; Eurotiomycetes; Eurotiales; Aspergillaceae
Exons: 3
Coding region: 1-351 (116 amino acids)
Source: RefSeq, a predicted model, not a curated record
AUGUCGGCACUUGAUUCGCUCACAAUUAAGUCCGGUGAGUGGCACGAUGGGAAGCACCGAAAGGCUAUUCCCCCUGGUGGUGGUAAGUCCCGGACCGAAGAUGAGGUCAUGGCGGUGUUCCACGGUGGUCAAGUCAUCAACGCUAUACUCAGAUCGACGGGAGUCAAGAGGAAACAAGCCUGGGCAAGCUGUGCACUAGUUUCCCAUGAGGUCAUGUUAUCGAAAAAGCCGAGCGUUGUCGAUCUUAUUCUGUUGUGGACAGCACAUCGUGGCUCAGUCUCCCUGGCUCUUGUUGCGGAGGUCCUCCGUACUCCACGUUUGGGCUUCGGGACGACUGCCAGAACUGAUUGA